This is a messenger RNA of Toxotes jaculatrix (banded archerfish), 1265 nucleotides long. Its product is annotated as OX-2 membrane glycoprotein-like. The transcript has 6 exons. The record is from RefSeq and is a predicted model, not a curated record. Bases 138 to 1115 code for a protein of 325 amino acids. NCBI's taxonomy places the organism in Eukaryota, Metazoa, Chordata, Actinopteri, Toxotidae. Gene Ontology annotation, molecular function: cell-cell adhesion mediator activity.
AAUUUAUUAGAGAUUACUUUUUACAUUUUUGUUUUGUAACACAAGUGGGUGUAAAAAACUGUCCAAUCAGGAGCAAGUGGGCUCCUGAUUGGACAGCUAAAGUCAUUUUGAAACUUGGCGCACAUGCAGUUCAAAAAAUGGCUCGUGCUGUACUGUUGCUUUUUGUGUGGGGACUUUUUGCAGAAGGUCGAACAGUUCUGAUCCAGACAGCUCAGACUGUGGAGGCAGCAGUGGGAGGAGAAGCCUGUUUAAACUGUCAACUCACACAAUCUAAAGAUGUUCUUCAGAUCACAUGGCAGAAAGUUUUAUCCAGUGGAGCGAGGGAUCUUGCCACCUACAGCGAACGCUUUGGUCCCAGAGUGAAUCCUGACUGUAAAGAUAAAGUGGAGAUAAUCGAUUCUGGACUGAAGAACAGCUCCAUAGUUAUCAGGGAGGUGACGGAGCAGGAUGAAGGCUGCUAUCGCUGUCUGUUUAACGCCUACCCUGACGGUGCUCUCAUUGGCCGAACCUGCCUCCAACUCUAUGAGCUGCAUGAACCCAUUCUACAUGUUAGAGAAUCACAGUCUGUUGAAGAGUUAGUUGUGUCCUGCUCGGCCACAGGACGACCUGCUCCAUCAGUAACACUGAGUGUCACACAACCACACCUCUACUUCUCACACAACAACACCGACAGUGUCCACGACGCCAACGGUACAGUCAGUGUCACCUCUACAGCUGUGCUGUCAGGUUUCCGUGACAACAGUGCACAGGUGGGAUGUGCAGCGCGAGUGCUCUCUGGUCAGAAAGAGGUGUUUCUGAGGAUUCCUGAGGUCAAACAGACGCCUGAUGAUUCCACUGCGACCAUUGUAUCAUCAGCGCUCAUCAGUAUCAUCAUGCUCUGCCUGAUUGUUGCUGUAGUCAUCAUGAUGCUGCUCAUACGAAAACGUAGCAACAGUCUGUCAGAGCGGGACUCUGAGAAGAACAAGACGCCAAAGAAAGACACUGACCAGACCAAAACACCUUUGGUCGGGCAGAAGAACGAGCAGGUCAGGCAACGCUCACCUACAAACACAUGUCCAACAAACGUCCACCCAGAACCAGUGGUUUCAUCACCAAGAAGACUGGUUUACAUAUAAAAGCUCAUAACUCUGUCAUGGCCAAACUGAAACAGACUGUGUUGGUAAAAUACCCACGAGCUGUCGAGGAACUGAAACAUUGAUCUAAUAUCUCCAGGAUAAAAAAGCUGAUUGCACAUUGUAGCAUGUUUUUAUACCUUUUCAUUGUUU